AUGGCAAACCCUAAAGUUUUCUUCGACAUGACUGUCGGUGGCCAACCCGCGGGACGCAUCACCUUCGAGCUCUUCGCCGAUGUUACUCCCAGAACCGCUGAGAAUUUCCGUGCUCUCUGCACCGGCGAGAAAGGAGUCGGUCGCAGCGGUAAGCCACUCCACUUCAAGGGAUCCUCCUUCCAUCGUGUGAUCCCUAACUUCAUGUGUCAGGGAGGUGACUUCACCGCCGGAAACGGCACCGGAGGAGAAUCGAUCUACGGUUCCAAGUUCGCUGACGAGAACUUCAUCAAGAAGCACACCGGUCCUGGAAUCUUAUCCAUGGCGAACGCCGGUCCCGGAACCAACGGAUCUCAGUUUUUCAUCUGCACUGCCAAGACCGAGUGGCUCGAUGGGAAACACGUUGUGUUCGGUCAAGUUAUCGAGGGAUUGAACGUUGUGAAGGAGAUCGAGAAGGUUGGAUCUGGCUCUGGCAAGACCUCGAAGCCUGUUGUGAUCGCCAAUUCUGGUCAACUCUCUUAG
Messenger RNA from Lathyrus sativus (Indian pea), 519 nucleotides. The record is from the annotation of a GenBank genome assembly. NCBI's taxonomy places the organism in Eukaryota, Viridiplantae, Streptophyta, Magnoliopsida, Fabales, Fabaceae.